Molecule: messenger RNA, 879 nt
Organism: Candidula unifasciata
Lineage: Eukaryota; Metazoa; Mollusca; Gastropoda; Stylommatophora; Geomitridae
Source: the annotation of a GenBank genome assembly
AAUGUGGAAAAAUCCCCAGUGGAACACUGAAGCCCACCUGCAGCAGGUAUGUGCACACAAACUGCAGCUAUACCUGUGAUACCAGCAAUGUAGUUCAUUCAGCAUCAUGUAUAUUGGUGGGCCCAUGGGAUAAUGUCACGGCCCAGUGGUCUCUCACAGAGACCUGUACUGCUGCCAGGUUUGUGCCUUACAUCAGCACCGGUUUCCCAAGACAAAGUUUAACAUCAGUACCUGAAAAUGAAGUACCCGUGUGGAGACCUGUUAUUGAUGUUCAAGGUACUGUGACAUCAGCCAAUGGGAUUGCUAGCAAUGUGACAUCAGCCAAUGGGAUUGCAAGCAAUGUGACAUCACCCACUGGGAUUGCAAGCAAUGUGACCUCACCCACUGGGAUUACAAGUGUUACAUACAGUCCAGGGAACCCGUCUGACGAUGUGACGCCUGUUGUUAUUGCUGUUGUUGUGACAGGAUUUGUCAUCGUGCUGUGUAUACUCUUCACUUUUUUUCUUUGUAAACGGAGGCGGACAAAUAAAAGGCAGAUAAAUUGUCCAGCUCACCAAGAAGAAUGUAAUGGACAUUCCCAGAACACAGCUGAAGAUUUGCAACAGGAGCCAUCGGCUGUAGAGGAUAUUAGCCAGCAGCUUCCAAGUGAUCCACUCAUUGAGAUUGAACCCAAAGCCUUUACAGAUCUGCCUGACUGGAGGAGUCUCCCAGAUUAUAAUUAUACAGAAAAUAAUAACCAGUAUAAAGAUGUGGGAGAUAAAAACCCCCUGGAGGUGUUGGACAUGUGCAGUGGAUUGGACCCUGCAAGCUUGGAUGGAAUCCUUGUUCACGACAUGUCAGGAACUGUCAGUUACGGGAAAACUCCACAUGUAUUUGCUG